AAAUAACUUUUGCCGCAUUCGUAUAUAUAAAUGUGAGAAGAUGCGAAGCUUACGCAGAGGAAGAAGAUAAAAGCGCACUUCCCCAGCUCCGAAUUAAAGCUAAGCAGUCGUUGGUUCUAAGCAACCGUUUUUUUUUUUCUCUCACAAUACACACACUAGAACGGUGACCGCGUGAAAAAAUUGAUGGAGUCGGCGCCGUCGACGUGCUUCCUCCGUCGCGGAUUGGUUGGCUACGGCCUCAAGUCUGCUCAAGUCACUGUACGGCUCUACUCUUCGUCUUGGCAGCGUUGGUACCCAACUUCUUGUAAAAUGCGGCAGCGUAACUUCAGUUUGCAAAAUAAGAGACAACAAGCCAAGAAAAUCAAUCUCCCAGCAAAUACUAGUAUUAAGCCAAUUGAUGAUAACAACACUAAUACGAGCAACACGCGCAAAGGUGGCAUUUCACCAACAAAUUCAAAUUUUGAACCAACUGAUAAUAGCAACUUGCCCGAAGGCAACAAUUCAGAUUCAGAUCAAGAAACAGAUUCCAGCACCAAUAUUCCCGUAAUAGAAUAUGGAUACUUGGAAGGAGAGGGUUGCAUCACUUCUUCUCAACCAGAUGAAGUUAGGUCUUUGCACAAUGACAAUGUUGACUCUGCAGAUGGAUCAGUGCACUUUGAUGAAAAUACGAGCAGUUAUCUUCCAUCAAAUGUCAUCCCAGUAGUAUCACAGGGAUCAAGGUUACAAUUCUUCACUGAAAAGAAAUCAGGUUCCACCACUGGAAAUGGAGGACAGCAACGCUCAGGCAUUGGUCUUCAAGAUUUAAUUGGAAUGAUACGAAGUGCUGAAAAGAAUAUACAUCUUCUUAAUGCCGCUCGUAUACGUGCUCUUGAGGAUCUUGAAAAAAUUCUCAGCGAAAAAGAGUCAUUGCAGGGAGAAAUCAACAAUUUGGAGAUGAAACUGGCUGAAACUGAUGCACGUUUGAAAGUGGCUGCACAAGAGAAAAUACGUGUGGAACUCCUCGAAGGCCAGUUGGAGAAGUUGCGAAUUGAAUUGUCAAACAGAGAAGAACACGAACAGGAAUUGAAUAAUGUUGUUUCUUCUUCGCAGUUUGACAUUGUCAGUUCUUUUAGCCAGGAAUUGGAUUCAUUGAGGGCAGAGAAUACGACCCUGCAGGAUGAGCUACAGGCUCUAAAGGCCGAGCUUAGUUGUAUUAGGGAAACUGACCAGCGUGUUCAAACAUUGGAGGAAGAACGGUCUUUGUUGCAGUCCUCCUUCAAAGAAUUGGAGUUUAAACUUGCUGCUUCUCAUGAAGAUGUUUCAACAAUCCCUAGCUUGAAAUCUGAAUGCAAGAAUUUAUAUGAGAAAGUAGAGGAUCUACAGACACUUUUAGAUAAGGCAACAGAGCAGGCAGACCAAGCGUUUCUAGCAUUGCAGCAAAACCAAGAACUCCGUAAGAAGGUUGACCAGCUUGAAGACUCUGUCGGAGAGACCAGCGACUAUAAACUGUCAUCAGAGAAAAUGCAACACCAUAAUGAACUAAUGCAGCAAAAAAUAGAACUGUUGGAUGACCGCCUAAACAAUUCUAAUGAAGAGAUACAUUACUAUUUUAAGUUGUGUCAAGAUUCUAUUAAUGAAUUCCAGGAAACCCUGAAUGCCUUGAAAGAAGAAAGCAAGAAAAGCGCAGAAGAUGAAUCUGUGCAUGACAAGCCUUCUGAGUUUUGGUCGAAUUUAUUGCUUUUGGUGGAUGGAUGGUUUCUUGAAAAGAAGAUUUCAGUGGAUCAAGUGAAGAUGUUAAGAGAAAUGAUAUGGAACAGGGAGAGGAGCAUAUGUGAUUCAUAUAUGUCAAUGCAAGGAAAGAGUGAGAGGGAAAUUAUUUCAACAUUUCUCAAACUAACAUCAUCAACAACAGGUGAAAGGUUACAUGUCAUACAUAUUGCAGCAGAGAUGGCACCUGUGGCUAAGGUUGGUGGACUGGGAGAUGUAGUGACUGGUCUUAGUAAAGCGCUUCAGAGGAAAGGGCACCUUGUGGAAGUUGUUCUACCAAAAUAUGACUGCAUGCAGUAUGAGAGCAUUCAUGAUUUAAAGGUUUUGGAUGUGGCUGUUGAGUCAUAUUUUGAUGGUCGACUGUUCAAAAACAAAAUCUGGGUUGGCACUGUUGAAGGGCUUCCUGUUUAUUUCAUCGAACCUCUUCAUCCAAGUAAAUUCUUCUGGAGGAAUCAAUUUUAUGGAGAGAAAGAUGAUUUUAAGAGGUUUUCAUACUUCAGCAGGGCAGCACUUGAGUUAAUUCUUCAAGCUGGGAAGAAACCAGAUAUAAUUCAUUGUCAUGAUUGGCAGACAGCUUUCGUUGCACCCCUUUAUUGGGAUCUAUAUGUGCCUAAAGGAUUGGAUUCAGCCAGAAUAUGUUUUACAUGUCACAAUUUUGAGUAUCAAGGAUUAGCUCCAGCAUCUGAGCUAGCAUCUUGUGGUCUUGAUGUUCACCAACUCAACAGACCCGACAGGAUGCAGGAUCACUCAGCAAAUGACAGGGUCAACCCAGUUAAGGGUGCUGUGGUGUUCUCUAAUAUUGUGACAACAGUUUCACCAACCUAUGCCCAAGAGGUGCGGAGUUCGGAGGGUGGACGAGGCCUGCAGAACAUAAUUAAUACAUAUUCAAAGAAGUUUGUCGGAAUUUUAAACGGAAUUGAUACCGAUGCAUGGAAUCCAGCAACUGACCCCUUUUUGAAGGUUCAGUAUCAUUCCAAUGAUAUUGAUGGCAAAGCAGAAAACAAAGAAGCUUUAAGGAGACAUCUACAAUUGUCUUCAGCUAAUGACAGGCAGCCAUUGGUUGCUUGCAUAACUAGAUUGGUACCGCAAAAGGGUGUACAUCUUAUAAGGCAUGCAAUAUACCAGACAUUGGAGUUAGGCGGUCAGUUCGUUCUUCUUGGUUCAAGUCCAGUGCCAAAGAUUCAGAGGGAGUUUGAAGAAAUCUGUGAUCAUUUCAAAACUCAUGAACAUGCUCGAUUGAUACUGAAAUAUGACGAAGCUCUUUCACACUUGAUCUAUGCUGCCUCGGACAUGUUGAUCAUCCCAUCCAUCUUCGAGCCUUGUGGACUCACUCAGAUGAUUGCUAUGAGAUACGGGUCGAUUCCCAUCGUUAGGAAGACUGGAGGACUCAACGACAGUGUUUUCGAUUUCGACGAUGAGACCAUACCUCCCCAUUUCAGAAAUGGAUUUACAUUCUUGACAGCUGAUGAGCAGGAUUUCAACAGUGCAUUGAAACGGGCAUUUUACCAUUAUAUGAAUGAUGGUGAUAACUGGAAACAGCUUGUUCAAAAGGUGAUGAACUUGGAUUUUAGUUGGGACUCUUCAGCACCAUUGUAUGAACAACUUUAUCGCAAGUCUGUCGCCAGAGCGAGGGCCAGAAGUUAGCACCUAGCCACGAUCAAGGCCGUCUACGACUCCACGCUUCUAUGUUGGUGGAGUGGAUGAUCUCGCGACUUAGUUAAGUCAUGAAAUGAAAUGACAACAAGUCGUAAUUCGUGAUACUUGUGUCUUGUGGAGCUGAUCCAGAGGAUGUAGGCUGCUCAGCUCCAAUUCUUUCAUUCACACUUUUGAUUAGCACAUUUAUAUUUUACUUGUAAAUAUCUACACUUUCAAUCUGUAAAGGUGUAUAGUGUAAUAUGAGAACUAGGUUCGGAAAUGCUAGCACAGAUUUAUGAUGCAUAUUGUGUUCCAAUAUUUAAUUCAUUACACUAAUAAUAUUUGUAAUAAAAAUUAAAAUUAUUAGUUAAAAAGUAAUCCUAAUAAAUACUCUCUUUGUUCUCCAUAUUUACGCAUAUACUUUUUUUGGGUACAUUUUUCAAUCUAUUUGGAAUACUACUCCACAUAAUUUUCAUAAUUUUACCCUUGUAACUAUUUUCCAAGAAUCUUCUACCCUUAAUGUGGGACAUUUUCUCUACUAUCAGUACUCCAAAUUUUUAUUAAAACACAUGCCGUGGUCAACUAUGGUCAACUAUGAAUAACUUUACUAAUAAUUACCUCUACAAAGUUUGAUAAUGUGUGAUGUUUUUAGUUAUUCUAUCAAAAUUCACCAAACUCACAAAACACUGAACCUCAAGAUAUAGCAUUUCUAUUACCAUAAUUCACAUUCAACUUUACAAGUGAUCAUGAAAGCAACAAUCUCAACCUCAACACUCUUCUUAUACAUAAAUAUCUCUCUCACUUUCCGGGCACAAAGUUGGUGGCAAAGGCCCAUGCAUUGUUGUUGACCGGGUCGGCAAGGUGGUCGGCGAGGUUCUCCAACGGCCCCUUUCCGGUGACGAUGGCCUGAACGAAGAAUCCGAACAUCGAGAACAUGGCAAGUCUCCCAUUCUUAAUCUCCUUCACCUUGAGCUCGGCGAAGGCCUCGGGGUCAUCGGCGAGCCCCAAGGGGUCGAAGCUCCCGCCGGGGUAGAUGGGGUCGGUGAUCUCCCCGAGGGGGCCGCCGGCGAUGCGGUAGCCCUCGACGGCGCCCAUGAGCACGACCUGCGAGGCCCAGAUGGCCAAGAUGCUCUGGGCGUGGACCAAGCUGGGGUUGCCGAGGUAGUCCAAGCCGCCCUCGCUGAAGAUCUGAGAGCCGGCCUUGAACCACACGGCCUCGCCGAACUUGACGCCGUUGCGGGCGAGGAGCUCGGGGAAGACGCAGCCGAGGGCGCCGAGCAUGGCCCACCGGCAGUGGAUCACCUCGAGCUCGCGGUUCUUGGCGAAGGUCUCGGGGUCGGCGGAGAGGCCGGCGGUGUCCCAGCCGUAGUCGCCGGGGAACUCGCCGGUGAGGUAGCUGGGGGCCUCGCCGGAGAAGGGGCCGAGGUACUUGACGCGGUCGGGGCCGUACCAGGGGCUGCCGGAGGAGACGGACUUGGUGGCGGUCUUGCGCAUGGAGACGCGGCCGCCGGAGAGGCUUGGGGUGGAGGGGGAGAGCUUGACCGCCUGACCGGCGAAGGAUGGGGAGGAGAGAGCCAUUGUGGAGGCGGCCAUUGCUGUGACUGAGUGUGUGAGUUGCGGUGGUGGAGAUUUUUGAGGGUGAUUGUUUGAGGAU
Messenger RNA from Salvia miltiorrhiza (redroot sage), 5035 nucleotides. RefSeq names its product probable starch synthase 4, chloroplastic/amyloplastic. Gene Ontology annotation, molecular function: alpha-1,4-glucan glucosyltransferase (UDP-glucose donor) activity. Lineage: Eukaryota; Viridiplantae; Streptophyta; Magnoliopsida; Lamiales; Lamiaceae. Bases 184 to 3390 code for a protein of 1068 amino acids. The record is from RefSeq and is a predicted model, not a curated record. The transcript has 17 exons.